Mesorhabditis spiculigera is the source of this 1368-nucleotide messenger RNA. The record is from the annotation of a GenBank genome assembly. NCBI's taxonomy places the organism in Eukaryota, Metazoa, Nematoda, Chromadorea, Rhabditida, Rhabditidae.
AUGAUAAUUCAGUGCCCGACGCCGAGGCGGUGGGCCUGCUACGCAAACGAGUGGCUGGAGCGCCAGGGCCUACCCCGCUAUCCACUGCCUGAGCCCGACGACAAGCGCGGGGCGACGUGCAUCCACCCCGUCGUCGUCAAUUAUAAAGGAGCAAACAUCUCGAUCCUGUUCCCGCACAAUCUGUGUACCCGCGAGCGCUUGGCCGCCGACAACUGCUCAAAAAUACUCCCGGACUACAACGCGAGAACCCCGAUGUUGAGCACCGACUAUGUGGCGCAGUGCGACACCGGCUACGCAGUGCCCGCUGCGAUCGCCGAGAAGAACCGCGGGGGCCAAUGUAUCGAUAACCUGGGCGAUGCGGCUGGUUUCGAGGAGUACGAGACGUCGCCGUUCCCCGAUGAGAUGCCAAGCUGGGACGUCAUAGAGGUUAAGUUCUGUGACCUGCAAGAGGCGCCCGGCGAAAAGCGCAUGUGCGUGGCGCCUCCUAUGUGCGAUCAGCGGCUUCGAUCAGGCGUCCCGUCCAAAGACAUCCUGCCGCAUUGCCAUCAGCCGUGCGUGUACAACGUCAGCCCGAACCAGUACCGCGACUGUCAGCCGCUCGACCUCCGAAUCGGGGAGUCGCACCAAGCAAGGGUCAUCGCCGGGUACCGGCAAAAGUCGAGUCCCCACGCGACGCUCAUGACCCGCGCCGAGAACCUGAAGCUCCUCCCCCGGUCGGCAGACGAGCGAGCCUAUCCGAGAUUCAUGGUGGGCCUCGGCUUCGGGCCGGGCAUCGUCGUCGGAGCCGUGCUGCAGUGUCUCGUCUGUUGCCUGUGCUUCCGGCGUCUUUCGAAAAAGGAAGACGCCAAAAAUGCGCCACCUCACCCACCGGAAGCGCCCGAGUCGCCGCAGACGCCCGAGACGCCCCUCCGAUCGGCAGAGGCCAUCAUUGUCGGCGUGGGCGACGAUUUCAAGACCAUCGAGCCCCCAUCCACCGACGCCAUUCCGACAAUCACCGACCAAGAUUUUGCUGUCCCGCGUCAGGCGAGCAAGUCCAAUCUCGACUCGUCCAUGCCGAAGCACCAGAAGUACGAGAAGACGGAAGAAUAUGGUGCCGUCCCCACACUUGAGCCGGUCGGCGAGCCGCUGCCCACGCAGCCACCUCGCGACGCCUCCAAGUCGAGGUCGCGCCACACCGACCCCGCCGAGCUCGACAAGCCUGGAGCCGUCAAGCGAACGGCUAUCUCGAAGAGCGGAGGAGGAAAAGUGAAAUCCGGAAACGAUGCCUCGGGGUCGAGGAGGCCAAAGAAACCGAGGGCCCGCUUUGGUAAUAAGGUGGAGCUGCUCGCUGAACAGGAACGCAUGAUGGACGAGAUGGACUCGGUGGAA